AUGUUCUAUCGAUACCUUCUACUAUUGAUUAUAUUUGAUUUUAUUCAACAAUUUAUUGUUGGUACUGCCACUGCUAUUACCACAAAUACAUGGAAUUGUUCAUUUAUUAAUAGAGAACCAUUUUCAUUGUUUUAUCGUGAACAUAAAAUAAAUAAUGAUAAUAAUGAAUAUUUAGAAAAUCAAUGUCAAAUAACAAUUGACUAUGAUAGUGAUAAUAAAUGGAAUAGAUGUGAUAAAUUAUGGAUAAAUAAUAAUAAUAAUAAUAAUAACAAAAAAUCUAUUAAUUUAAAUCAAAUAAUAGUCAAUUUAAUUCAAACAACAAAUAUAAAACUAAAACGAAUUAUAGCCAUUAAACUUUUUUCAUGUUCAAUAAACAAUAUGGAUGAUUUAUUAUUAAUAAAUAAAAGAAAUUAUAUAAAAAAUUUAAUAUCAACAAUUGAAUAUCUCGAUUUAACACACAAUAAUAUUCGAAAAUUAUCAUCAUUAUCAUUAUUUCCACAAUUAAAAUAUCUUUAUCUAGAUUAUAAUCAUAUUGAACAAGAUGAUUCAAUUGAUAGUAAAAAUAUGAACAAUAAUUUAAUUAGUCUCAGUUUACGUGGAAAUAAAAAUUUAGUUUUUACUAAUAGUCAAUUUUUUAGUUUUUAUUCAAAAUUAACCAUGUUAGAUAUAAGUGAUUGUAAUUUAAAAUUAUUACCUAAAACAUUAUUUGAAAAUUUAACAAAAUUAAAUUAUUUAUCAUUAAAAAAUAAUUUUCUUGAUCAUUUACCUAUAUUACCCGAUAAAUUAGAUUAUCUUGAUCUUUCUUAUAAUAAAUUUAAUCAUAUUGAUUUAAUAAUUUUAAAAUUAAAUAAUUUACAUACACUUCAUUUAAAAUAUAAUCAAAUACGUUCAUUAGAAUUUCUUAAAUAUCAUCAACAACAACAUUCCAAUGAACAUAUAAAUAAUACAAUUGAUCAAGAUAAUAACGUCUAUUCACACUAUUUACGUCUAUCGUUACAUGGUAAUCCUUUACUAUGUGAUUGUUGGAUGACAAAUUUUUAUGAUAAUUAUUAUGGUGGCGAUAGUGGCAAUGAAUUAGACAACAAUAAACCAUAUCAAAAUCAAAUAAUCAUAAGUGAUUUAGAAAUAUUAAAAUGUCAAUUAAUUUUACCAUAUAACAAUAAUAAAAUAUCAUCAAUAUUGACCUAUAAAUUAUUUUCUGAAUUAGAAAAAUCUGAUCUUUUAUGUUCAUAUGAUCAAUAUUGUUUUAUUGAUUGUUCAUGUUGUGAUUUUGUUGCAUGUGAUUGUAAUAAUAUUUGUCCAAAUGAUUGUUCAUGUUAUCAUAAUAUAAAUUGGUCUAGAAAUAUUGUUAAUUGUUCACAAGCAAAUUUAACUGAUAUACCACAAUUAUUACCAGAAAAAGUAACAGAAUUAUCUUAUGAAUCAAAUAAUAUUCAAACAAUUAAAUCCUAUGUAUUUGUAGGAAAAACAUCAUUAUUAUCAUUAAAUUUAGCUCAUAAUAAUUUAACUCAUUUUGAUAAUAAUACAUUUUGUACUAUACCAAAUUUAGAAUAUCUUGAUUUAACUCAUAAUCCAAUUAUAUUAGAUAAUUUUGAUAUAUUUAAAUGUUUAGAACAUUUACAUGUUAUUAUAUUAUCACAUGAACAAUUAAAAAAUCAAACAAAUACAUUAUUACCUUAUCCAUGGAAUAUUUAUUCAACAAAUCAAUAUUUAAAUUUAUUUCGACUAUCAUCAAAUAUUACAACAUUGUCUAAACGAAUUAUUUCACUUUAUAAUUUUACAAAUCAACUUCAAAUUAAUAAUAAUGUUAAACGUGAACGUACAGCUAAUAAAGAAAUACUAACAACAAAUCCAUUCGUUGCUUAUUCAUCAUCAAUUGUCAAUCAAAAUUUAACUACUAUAUCCAAUAAUUCUGAUCGUAAACGUCUUUCUCAACCAUUUUUAUAUAAAAGUUAUUAUUCUCCAACGUUUGACACAACAAAAUGUUCGGAUAUUCUAACAACAAUAUCGUCUAUAAAUCCAAUUUCAUUUAUUCAUCAAAAUCAAACAAUAUUUUUUAUUCUAUUUUUUCUAUUAAUUUUAAUAAUGACUUGUUUAAUUCUUCUUCUAUGUCUAUCGUAUUGUACACGAAAAAAAUUAGAUAUGAAACGUCAUCAUCUAAAUAUUGAAUUACGUUCUGAUCAUCCUAUUCAUCAUAUUCCUCAAACGGGUGAUAUUCGAAUGUAUAAUACAUAUUAUAAAAAAAUAAAUCAAAAUCAAAAUAAUCAAGAUAGUUUAUAUGAACAAUUACCAUCAUCAUCGUCAGAUAAUAGUGAAAGACAAUUUUUAUCUUCGAAAAAUAUUUAUGAAAAAUAUGAAUCACCACCAUUAUGUUGUGAUCAUCAUCGAAAAUUUUUUAAACAACCUAUUCCAUCGUCUUGUAGUCAUCAUGAAUAUCAAUAUGCUUCAUUUGAACAAGAUUCUCUCUCUUCAACGCAAUUGAACAGUAUUCAUCACCCUCUUCAACAGCAGCAGCUACAACAACAACAACCACAACAACAGUGUGCUAUUUUACUAUGGGCAAACCGUUUAUUUUAUACAAUUGGCCAACAAACAAAUCGAAAUGCCAAUGAUUAUAAUCAGUCUUGUCCAAGUGAAUUACAUCAUCUACAAGUCUGUCUUCUAAACAAUAACACAAAAAAACUAGACUCAUUAAAUAGAAUAAGAACGAAUAAUAUUGCAAGAUAUUGUGACAAUGAUCAUUUAUCUCGAAAACAAAUCACACAAUCAAAAAUUCACAGAUAA
Molecule: messenger RNA, 2784 nt
Organism: Didymodactylos carnosus
Lineage: Eukaryota; Metazoa; Rotifera; Eurotatoria; Philodinida; Philodinidae
Source: the annotation of a GenBank genome assembly